CCACACCAAUAGUGACUGUUUCAACGCUUCUUUUACUUCUAAUACCUCCGUUGACAGUAUUGAUAGUAGUGACGGCACUCUUGAUAAUGAUGAUAUUGGUAGUAUUUGUGAGAACGAAUCUGAAACUAGCGAUAAGGAAGGUCAAAACGAAGAUAGAACCAAGAAAGACGUUGACCACGUUAUCGAUUAUUCUAAAGUGGCAAAUACUCAACAUAAUACCCAAACUUGGGUAAAUACGAUCAAUGAAUACUUUAAAAAUCUAAAUCUUCCUGAAAGGAUGGACAAACCAUAUGCACCUACGUCAAUUCACAAUUGUUACUGUGGAAUUGCUCGACACCUUUUGAAUAAAUCCUGUCAAGAUCCUAAGCCAAAUAUAUUCGAUAAAAAUCAAUUUCCCCGUUUAUACUCAACAAUUGAUGGAAAAAUUAAGUUAGUUCAAGACACAAGUUCGCGACGAGUUAAUAAAAGUGAUUCGCUUACAAAUAAUGAAAUAGCUCAAAUAUUGAAUCAUGAAGAGCUUUUACAAGAUACACCUACUGCUAUCACAUAUAGGGUUUACUUUUGGCUAUGUCUCUUGUGUGGAUUACGUGGUGGAGAUGCCAAACGACUUCAAUAUGAUCAUGUGAAGGAAGGUCGAGUAUGUCGAAUACCACCUGAUACACAAGAUAGAUUUACUCCAGUUCGUGAUAUUCUAUACUAUAUGCUUCGGCGUGGAAAACAUUUUACAUCAAAAGAAUUUUUCUUGAAAAUUGCUUAUAAAAAGGAAUCCUCAGAAUCAUCAUCAAAUUCGUCACGACCACCACUUGCACCUAUUUCUAAUUCAGACAAUCAAAUAGCUCGUCGAAUUCGUCCUAGAAUUUCAAAACCAAGACCUUUUAAACCAUUCGACGCAUCAAAACCAUUUGUCAGUCCACUCAAAAAAGCUUCAGCAAAAAUUAUUGAAGAAGAUACACAAGAAAUUCUUCCGGCUAUCACUUCAAAUUCUGCUCAAGAAAUGCCAUGA
Molecule: messenger RNA, 1003 nt
Organism: Dentiscutata heterogama
Lineage: Eukaryota; Fungi; Glomeromycota; Glomeromycetes; Diversisporales; Gigasporaceae
Source: the annotation of a GenBank genome assembly